Molecule: messenger RNA, 1296 nt
Organism: Cryphonectria parasitica EP155
Lineage: Eukaryota; Fungi; Ascomycota; Sordariomycetes; Diaporthales; Cryphonectriaceae
Product: cysteine proteinase
Exons: 3
Biological process (GO): protein K48-linked deubiquitination
Cellular component (GO): nucleus
Molecular function (GO): ubiquitin binding; cysteine-type deubiquitinase activity
Source: RefSeq, a predicted model, not a curated record
GGACCCCGCCUGGGCCCCAAGACCCCUAUCGACGCCAUCGCCGCCGAAUACACCACAGCUGACCCCGUUUAUGUAGCCAAGACGAUGGCCCUGCCACAUACUUACUCACACUACCGGCCGGUCAAGGGCGACGGCAACUGUGGAUGGAGAGCGAUCGGCUUCUGCUACUUCGAGCUGCUCAUCCAUACGGGCAGCCGGGAGGUGGUGCAGGGAGAACAGCUGCGUCUGUCACAGCUGAACGACUUCCUCGUCAACAGUGGUGGCUACGACCCGGUGAUGUUUAUGGAUUUUGUCGAGGAGACUUUGCAACUCUUCCAGAACAUCGCAGACAACAUACACAACCCAGCUGCUGCCCACACCAUCCUUGCUGACACAUUCAACGACGAUGGGUCCAUGGGCGUGCUAUACCACCUCCGACUACUUGCGGCAUCAUGGCUCAAGGGCAACCGAGAGCAGUACGACGCCUGGUGUGAGACUGGUAUUGAGGGGUACUGCAUGUCGAUGCUCGAGCCGCCAGAUCGAGAAAUCGAGGAACUUGGCAUCGUGCUCCUGGUCGAGGUCCUUCUCCGGCCGAUCGGGUUUGUCCUCCAGAUAGCUUAUCUGGACCGCAGUGCAGGUACGGAGGUUAACACCCACCGGUUCCCCGAGUCAGGUGACGACGGCGGUCCCUUUAUCCACCUUUUGUACCGCCCGGGCCACUACGACAUUCUGUACAAGCGGGAUCCGGUCCAGGUGCAAGUCAACCGGGUGGCCUUUGACCCUACUACCUUUGGAAGAGCUCCGGGAAUGCCUGCGGCCUGGGGCUUCGAAAACCCUCUUGUCCAUAUACCAUGUGCCGCGCCGCUGUCGCCCAUGGCCCAGCUUGCCGAUACGUCAUGGUUUCCGGAGCCCCAGCCGGAUCCCUCGUCAACGCCUCCUGGGGCACAGACAGCGUCUGAUGCCUGCACACACUCGACCACCUGUUCUCAGGUGUCCACCGAGUCGCAGCCAACACCUCCCUCCGCCACGACCCCCACGACGCCAACGAGCUCGAUUAGAUUCAGCAGAUACCAGUACGAGGAGCCCUUCGAUGUCACUUCCUGGCCGGAGCAGACGACCCAGAGCUUGUCGUUCAAAAACUCGCAUUUCAACAAGGCACAUUACAACAACCCGAACUUCACACCAGAGGAGUAUGUGCCAGAAGUAAUCGACGAGGCGGAGAGACUAGAGAGGGCGACCCGGAAGAGGAUCCGGAAAGAGAGGAGAGAAUCCCAGCAUUCUCGUGACGAUGGAAGUAAUAACAGAAAGGAGAAAUGA